Messenger RNA from Physcomitrium patens, 676 nucleotides. RefSeq lists its product as uncharacterized. The record is from RefSeq and is a predicted model, not a curated record. NCBI's taxonomy places the organism in Eukaryota, Viridiplantae, Streptophyta, Bryopsida, Funariales, Funariaceae.
CUGUCAUGUUCUCGUAGCGUCAGAAUAUCACGUCAGUGUGUGUUGGCGUUCCGAGCGUACUUUGAAUUUUUCACUUGGGCGGUGUGUUACUGUCGAAUCAUGUGUAUCUAUCGGAAAGCAGUGAUGAUGCAGAUCUGGUGAAGCUAUGUUUGCGGAUACGGUCAAGCGUACGGUUGCAGCAGUCGCAAAUGAGGAAGAUACAAAUUAUGGUCGGAAACUGAGUGUGUCUGACACAUCCCUAUUUCGUGAGGGCCUAUUGCACACCGCAUCAAGCUUCUUUCAUGCACGAUUUUUCUCCUUGCGACAAGCAUUGGAUACAAAGACGAUCUCCCGUUGUGUUAGUGGCGUGUGUGAAGGAAUACGUCAAACUGCCCCAUCCGACGAUACUCAGAACACACACAAGUGCCGUGCUCUGCUGCCUUCAGAAUUUGCACAUGUUCUUUCGUUACACUAUUCGACUAAGCUGGACACAGUGUGUCAACCGUGUUUCAAUUUAUGUAGAGAGCGGUUUUGCUCGAGGACUUCGCUAUUGGGUUUUGAUAUCAAGUGGUGGGAUUAUUGAUCCGAUCUGCGGCCUGUUUCUGAUACAAUUGUGCUCCAGUAUAUUGAAGAGCUUCGAUUUGUCGCUGGCUUCUUCUGUUGCUUCCGCUACGCAACCAUUACCGAUCGUUUGGAG